Messenger RNA from Apis florea (little honeybee), 1958 nucleotides. RefSeq names its product odorant receptor 43a. Gene Ontology annotation, biological process: detection of chemical stimulus involved in sensory perception of smell; sensory perception of smell. Lineage: Eukaryota; Metazoa; Arthropoda; Insecta; Hymenoptera; Apidae. The record is from RefSeq and is a predicted model, not a curated record. Gene Ontology annotation, molecular function: olfactory receptor activity; odorant binding. Gene Ontology annotation, cellular component: plasma membrane.
UGACCAGUUACAUCGAAGCAUUCAGUCAUGAAAAAUAUAUCUGGAAUAGCAAAGGCGGAGGAGGAUUUGAAAUACGCCACGAGAUUCGUGAAACCGAUUAUGGGAAUGAUCGGUGCCUGGCCGAUUUCACCUUCUACCUCUUUUUUUUCAAAAGUACUCCAAAGAUCGAAACAUAUAUUCACAUACUUCCUUUUUUUCCUGAUAAUGAUCCCAACUCUGAUGUACGUGUUCCUGAAAGAGAAGAACAACAAAAUGAGAUUGAAACUUAUGCCACCGAUUAUUAACUGCAGUAUACAGUUCUUCAAAUACACGAUCAUUCUCUGGCGGAGGAAGGAGAUCCAAGAAGGAUUAUACGCGAUCAAACAUGAUUGGAUAAAAGCCACGGAAGAGGAGCGAUUGAUUUUUCGCUCGAAAACGAAGAUCGGAAGGAGGGUAGUUUUGAUCGUGGCAUUCACUAUGUACGGUGGCGGUUUAUGCUAUCGAAUGAUCCUUCCCCUUCUGAAGGGAACGAUCGUCACUGCUAAUAACACUACGAUUAGAGCAUUACCUUGUCCCAGUUAUUUUCUCAUUUUGAACGAGCAACAGUCGCCGAUUUACGAAAUAUUGUUCGUGCUGCAAAUUAUAGCCGGAAUAGCGAUUUAUGCGGUUAUCUGCGGCUUCUGCGGCAUUUUUGCUCUGCUAGUUCUUCAUGCAUGGAGUAUGCUCAGGAUCCUAGUGAAUAAGAUAAAGAAAUUAGUGGAUAAAUCAGAUAUGUCUGAAGUGGUGCUGCAAAGAAAGAUCAUGGAUAUUGUUGAAUAUCAAAUGAAAAUAAGAGGUGAAUUUUUAAAGAACAUUGAAACAAUUACAGAAUACAUAUGUUUAAUCGAAAUGAUUGGUAGUACGUGUAUGAUCUGUCUCGUGGGUUACUGUAUUUUAAUGGAAUGGGAGAAUACUAAUACAAUGGCAAUCGUAAUCUAUAUCACGAUACAAAUAUCUAUCAUCUUCUGUGUUUUUAUACUUUGUUACAUUGGACAAAUGCUUGUAGACGAGAACUACAUUGUAAGCCAAGCAUCAAGCACCGUGAAUUGGUAUCGUCUUUCCAUUAAAAAUAUGCGUUGCUUGAUACUAAUUAUCGCUAUGUCUAACCAUCCAAUGAAACUCAAAGCUGCCAAAAUGAUGGAAAUGUCUUUGAUUACUUUUACCGAUAUCAUGAAAGUUUCAAUGGGAUAUUUAAAUAUACUACGUGAAAUUAUUUAAACAAUUAUACAUGUACAUAUGUUUCUGUUGUUAAAAAUUAUAGAGGAAUGAUUUUAUAUUACAUGGCCUGGCUUUUUUUAAUAAAGAAUACUCCUGUCAGUGAACGAUCACGCAUCUUCUUCAGUUGUGCACAAUGUGUUUUACACGCAGUAUCUGACCCAAGCAUAAUAAUCGUAUAAUAACUAUUCGUAAAUUAUGUUUAUACGAAAAGAGAAAGUAAUGUUUCGAAUGUAUUUAGAAUUAAAAUAUCCAUGAAGCGUGGCUGAAAGAUCUAACUAAAACUUUAUUCGCAUCCCCUCGACGGGAACACGAUAAUCAUACGUUCGUUCCUCGUUCUAUGAUCUUUUCCUCCGCUUUUGAAAAAUCCAUUUCUAAACUUAUGAUUAUCGUCAACGACUAAAAAUACGCAAGCGGAAAACAUUUAUCGGGAAAACUCUUUCAUGGAAAAUUGCACAAAAAUCGAAACAACAACAAACAGAACUUUCCACCCCGAGUUUCUAAUUUCACAGCGCAAGCGCACAAUCUUACAAAACUUUUCGAACCAUUCGAUUAGUCGACGAUGGAAUUGUUAUCAGUCUGCUUCUCGAUAUCCAACCAUGAACGCGGAAAAGUUGAUAUUCGAGGGAAAACCUCGCAACGCCAAUUACAAGAACGAUUUAAGCUUUAACGUACGAUUGAACGUCUGGACGUUGAGAACAAUCGGCACUUGGCCAAGAUCCCCC